AAGAAGAAUAUGAUGACGGUGAUGAUAAUGAAAAUUCUUCGCGCUGAAUGAUAAUAAAUGUGUGACUUUCGUCUGUUUUAUUUCUUCAGUGACUUCUCAAGUUUUAUUUCCGGUGUUUAUUUUGGGCGGGAGAAUUGCGAGUUGUCUGUAACGCAGUAUAAAACUCCAGGAAACAAGUGAAAUCUGUGUGACACUGUUGUAAAGAUGUUUAUUAAAGAGGAGAGUGAAGAUAUGGCUUAUCCAGAAGCAUGCAGAAUUAAAACCGAACACACUGACGAACAAACAGACAUGGAGGACAUGAAAGGGGAAAAACAAGAACCGAUAGAAGUGAAAGAAGAAAGUCAAGACCUGAAUGAAGUGAAGGAGGAGCACCAGAAUCAGAACCCUCAUUUCAUAACUGGAGAAAAAUCUUUUAGUUGCUCACAGACUGAGAAGAAUUCCUCACAAAACAAAACUCAAGCCAAAAAAUCCUUCACCUGCUCUCAGUGUGGAAAGAGUUUCACGUGUACAAGAUCCCUCAAUGAGCACAUGAGAAUUCACACUGGAGAGAAACCUUUCACAUGCCCUCAAUGUGGAAAAAGUUUUACACGGAAAUACUGUCUUAAUAUACACAUUAAAAUUCACACUGGAGAGAAACCUUUCGCGUGCCUUCAGUGUGGAAAGAGUUUCACCCGAAAACUAACUCUUAAUAUGCACAUUAAAAUUCACAAUGGAGAAAAACCUUUCAAAUGCCAUCAGUGUGGAAAAAGUUACACAAAUAAAUCUGGCCUUAAAACACACAAACUGCUUCACACAGGAGAGAAGCCUUUCAAAUGCCUUCAGUGUGGAAAAAGUUUCACAUAUAAAUUUGGCCUUCAAAGACACAUGCUAUUUCACACCGGAGAGAAACCUUUCACAUGCCCUCAGUGUGGUAAUAGUUUCACAUCUAAAAGAUCCCUUAAUGUGCACAUGAGUACCCACACUGGAGAGAAACCUUUUGCAUGCCUUCAAUGUGGAAAGAAAUUCAUUCGGAGAACAAAUCUCAACAUGCACAUUCAAAUUCACUCAGGAGAAAAGCUUUUCACAUGCCCUCAGUGUGGAAAGAAAUUCAUUCGGAGAUCAAAUCUCAACAUGCACAUUAAAAUUCACACAGAAGAGAAGCUUUUCACAUGUCCUCAGUGUGGUAAUUGUUACACAGACAAAUUAGGCCUUAAAAGACACAUUAAAGAUCACACUGGAGAGAAGCCUUUCAAAUGCCAUCAGUGUGGAAAGAGUUUCAUUUAUAAAGGACAUCUAAAUGUGCACAUGAGAGUUCACACUGGAGAGAAACCUUACACAUGCCAUCAGUGUGGAAAGAGUUUCACACGGAAAGAAGGUCUUAACAUGCACAUUAAAAUUCACACGGGAGAGAGGCCUUUCACAUGCCAUCAGUGUGGAAAAGGUUACAUAGUCAAAUUAGGCCUUAGAAGACACAUGCUAUUUCACACUGGAGAGAACUCUUUCACAUGCCUUCAGUGUGGUAAUAGUUUCACCUCUAAAGUAUCCCUUAAUGUCCACAUGAGAAUUCACACUGAAGAGAAGCCUAAAGCCUAAACGAUUUUCAUGCGAACGCUUGGCAUCGGUGUACUGUCGAACACAAGGCUUUGAAAAUAAUUUUCAUUGGACUAUUCAUGCAUACAUAGGCUGUUAUGAGAUUCUAGUCUACUUCUCUAUGGGAUUUAGACUAGGGAAGUACCGAUAUGGAAUUUCUGGGCUGAUACCGAUAACCAAUGUAAAAAAGUAUUUUUAAUCCAUUUAACCUGGAACUAGCUGUGAAUGUAAAUAAUGAUGUGCUAUUUCCCACAUUCUGUUUAUGUUGCAAAAUUUAAUAAGCAAAUGGGAUUGCGUGUAUGACUUUCUUCACCAGAACACAUUUAAAAAAAAAAAUAGAAAAAUUACUUUGCUCGGUUCAUUUACACAUUCAUCUGUAUAAACAAUAGUAUGCAAGUAUAAACACCAUGGGACCAUGCAGCCUCCAUACAGCUCAGGAAGGAGAUGCAUUCUGUCUCCUAGAGAUGAAGGUAGAUUGGUGCGAAAUGUGCAAAUCAAUCCCAUUCAACAGCAAAAGACCUUGUGAAGAUGCUGGAGGAAACCGGUAGAAAAGUAUCUAUAUCCACAGUAAAAUGAGUCCUAUAUUGACAUAAUCUGAAAGGUCAUAAAAUGUUUGCAAGUGCACAUGGGGACAAAGAUCUUAAUUUUUAACAAAAAAAUGUGCCGUUUGGCCAUAAUGACCAUCAUUAUGUUUUGAGGAAAAAGGGUGAGGCUUGCAAACCAAAGAACACCAUCCCUACUGUAAAGCGUGGGGGUGCUUUGCUGCAGUAGGGACUGGUGCACUUCACAAAAUAGAUGGCAUCAUGAGGAACAAAAAUGAUGUGGAUAUAUUGAAGAAAAAUGUCAAGACAUGAGUCAGGAAUUUAAAGCUUGGUUGCAAAGGGGUCUUCCAAAUGGACAGUGUUCACAAGCAUACCUCCAAAGUUGAGUCAAAAUGGAUUAAGGACAACAAAGUCAAGGUAUUGGAGUGGCCAUCACUAUCCCUGACCUCAAUCCGAUUUUGUGGUCAGAACUGAAAAAGCAUGUGCGAGCAAGGAGGCCUACAAACUUCAGUUACACCAGUUCUGUUUGGAGGAAUGGGCCAAAAUUCCAGCAACAUAUAGUGAGAAGCUUGUGGAAGGCUGCCCAAUACGUUUGACCAAAGAUAAACAGUUUAAAAACAAUGCUACCAAAUACUUACAAAGUGUAUGUAAACUUCUGACCCACUGGGAAUGUGAUGAAAGAAA
Molecule: messenger RNA, 2795 nt
Organism: Xyrauchen texanus (razorback sucker)
Lineage: Eukaryota; Metazoa; Chordata; Actinopteri; Cypriniformes; Catostomidae
Product: gastrula zinc finger protein XlCGF57.1-like
Exons: 2
Coding region: 205-1572 (455 amino acids)
Biological process (GO): regulation of transcription by RNA polymerase II
Cellular component (GO): nucleus
Molecular function (GO): DNA-binding transcription factor activity, RNA polymerase II-specific; RNA polymerase II transcription regulatory region sequence-specific DNA binding
Source: RefSeq, a predicted model, not a curated record